Fraxinus pennsylvanica is the source of this 1260-nucleotide messenger RNA. The record is from the annotation of a GenBank genome assembly. NCBI's taxonomy places the organism in Eukaryota, Viridiplantae, Streptophyta, Magnoliopsida, Lamiales, Oleaceae.
AUGGGCACCAAACAGGCACUAGCUGUUACUAAAGAGAUACAGGCUUCUGGUAGCACAUUUGGGACUUACUUCCGUGUUACCUCAUUUGGAGAAUCUCAUGGCGGCGUUGUAGGCUGUGUAAUUGAUGGGUGCCCUCCUAGACUUCAGCUCUCAGAAGCUGAUAUGCAAGUAGAUCUGGACAGAAGGAGGCCAGGUCAAAGCCGAAUCACCUCCUCUAGAAAAGAAGCUGAUACGUGCAAAAUAGCAUCGGGAAUUGCUGACGGGCUGACUACUGGAUCUCCUAUCAAGGUAGAAUUACCCAACACAGAUCAGAGAGGAGAUGAUUACAGUGAAAUGUUAUUAGCUUAUAGGCCUUCUCAUGCUGAUGCAACUUAUGAUUUCAAGUAUGGCGUGAGAUCAGUACAGGGUGGCGGUAGAUCUUCAGCAAGAGAAACCAUUGGAAGAGUUGCCGCCGGAGCUGUUGCUAAGAAAAUUUUGAAGCAAUAUUCAGGAAACCAAAAUAAGCUAAACAUUAUUGCAUAUGUUUCUCAAGUAGACAAACUUGUCCUUCCUGAAGAUUUAAUUGAUCAUGAAACCAUGACGCCCGAUCAGAUAGAAAGUAACAUCGUAAGGUGCCCAAAUCCUGAGUAUGCGGAGAAAAUGAUUGCUGCCAUUGAUGCUGUCCGAGUUAAAGGAGAUUCUGUUGGUGGUGUUGUCACUUGCAUUGUUAGAAAUGCCCCACGGGGGCUUGGUUCUCCAGUCUUUGAUAAACUUGGAGCAGAGCUGGCAAAAGCCGUUAUGUCAAUACCGGCAACUAUGGGAUUUGAGUUUGGCAGUGGAUUUGCAGGUACAUUUAUGAUUGGUAGUGAGCAUAGCGAUGAGUUCCAUAUAGAUGAGCAUGGCAAAAUCAGGACAAAAACCAACCGCUCAGGUGGAAUAUCAAAUGGAGAAAUCAUUAAUAUGAGAAUAGCUUUCAAGCCAACGCCUACCAUAUCAAGGAAGCAGAAUACUGUGACUAGAUACAAACGCGAAACAGAGAUUAUAGCCCGAGGUCGCCGUGAUCCUUGCGUUGUUCCGCAAGGUGUUCCAGUGGUGGAAGCCAUGGUGGCCCUGGUGCUCGUCGAUCAGUUAAUGGCCCAAUAUGCCCAGUGCAUGUUGUUCCCUAUUAAUCCGGCAUUGCAAGAACCUCUCCAACUAUCGAAGGAUAAGGAGUUGCAGCAGAGGCUUCUUUGUCUGUACGCCGUAAACAGAGUUAUUAGUCGACAUGCCACCAGCCAUUAG